Messenger RNA from Vicia villosa (hairy vetch), 1416 nucleotides. RefSeq lists its product as uncharacterized. The transcript is spliced from 6 exons. NCBI's taxonomy places the organism in Eukaryota, Viridiplantae, Streptophyta, Magnoliopsida, Fabales, Fabaceae. Gene Ontology annotation, molecular function: phosphatidylinositol transfer activity. The coding region runs from base 249 to 1247 and encodes 332 amino acids. The record is from RefSeq and is a predicted model, not a curated record.
AAAAUCACAUGUGUGUACGAAAAUCAGAAUCGGAAUCAGCAUCAUUAUCGGCAUCACUAUCUCCAAAACCAUAGUUGUUGUUCUGUCCUGUAUAUAGCGAAAGAAAAAGAGAGCGAGCGACUUUGACUUUUCCGAUUUCAUUCAUUCUUUCUCUCUUUCUCAGUCAAAAUUCAUUCCUCCAGCUCAAACACAAUCGCGCGCGCCAAACAGGGUUUGUUGACAUUUAGAGAAUCUCUACGUUGACCAACAUGAGUGUAGAUCUGACGAAAACUGCCACUAAUGGCCAUGAGAAAAUAUUAAUACCGCAAGAGCAGCAGGCAAAGAUCAAUGAGAUGAGAAAGCUAAUAGGGCCACUCUCUGGUAAGGCAUUGAUUUAUUGCUCUGAUGCAUCCAUCGCGAGGUAUUUAAGGGCACGGAAUUGGAAUGUCAAGAAGGCAGCUAAAAUGUUGAAGCAGACCCUUAAAUGGAGAGCAGAAUAUAAACCAGAAGAGAUCCGCUGGGAAGAUGUUGCUCAAGAAGCCGAGACUGGAAAGAUCUACAGAUCAAAUUACAUCGACAAACAUGGCAGAACAGUACUUGUAAUGAGACCCGCUCGUCAGAAUUCGAAGUCAACAAAAGGACAGAUUAAGUAUUUGGUGUACUGCAUGGAGAACGCUAUUCUGAAUCUUCAAAACGAACAGGAACAGAUGGUUUGGCUGAUUGAUUUCCAGGGUUUCAAUAUGUCACAUAUAUCUAUCAAAGUGACACGCGAAACUGCUCACGUAUUACAAGAACAUUAUCCUGAAAGGCUGGGUCUGGCAAUACUCUACAAUCCACCAAAAAUCUUCGAGCCAUUCUUCACGAUGGUAAAGCCCAUAUUAGAGACCAAGACCUAUAACAAAGUCAAGUUUGGUUAUUCUGAUGAUCAAAACACCAAGAAGAUUAUGGAGGAUUUGUUUGAUCUGGACCAUCUUGAAUCCGCAUUCGGUGGAAACGAUAAUACACCAUUCGAUAUAAAUAAAUAUGCUGAGAGAAUGAAAGAGGAUGAUAAGAAGAUUCCAUCUUUCUGGACAACGGAAACCUCUCCAUCCUCAGUUCCAAUUGAUGUUCCUUCUUUAGAUUCCAUUAAACUAGACACCGAUUCUGAUGCUUCUGACAAUGAGAAAAUAGUUCGUUCUUCUGACUCAGUGGCGGACACCAGAUUAGUCAACCCCGAUCAAAAUUCAGUUAAUCAAGAGGAAGUGAAUGUGAGUGCUGCUGUGCAUUAGAAUGAGAAAUAACACAACUCAGCGCCGAAAUUUAUAUAUAGGCACCGAGGUUAUACAAUGCUGGGACAUUAUUUUCUUGCUUGAAAUUUAGAUUCAAGAGACCAUUUGUUAACUUGAUGUUGGAUUUAAGAUGACAGAUGAUUUUAAUUGCUGGAUUAAAAUUCUAACA